Aspergillus nidulans FGSC A4 is the source of this 701-nucleotide messenger RNA. It is a transcript of the gene skpA, whose product is annotated as SCF ubiquitin ligase subunit skpA. Gene Ontology annotation, biological process: SCF-dependent proteasomal ubiquitin-dependent protein catabolic process; positive regulation of D-glucose transmembrane transport; mitotic nuclear membrane biogenesis. Gene Ontology annotation, molecular function: DNA replication origin binding; ubiquitin-protein transferase activity; ubiquitin protein ligase activity. Gene Ontology annotation, cellular component: cytoplasm; CBF3 complex; single-stranded DNA-dependent ATP-dependent DNA helicase complex. The transcript has 5 exons. NCBI's taxonomy places the organism in Eukaryota, Fungi, Ascomycota, Eurotiomycetes, Eurotiales, Aspergillaceae. The record is from RefSeq and is a predicted model, not a curated record. Bases 1 to 486 code for a protein of 161 amino acids.
AUGGCCGAGAAAAUGCUUGUUAUGACCAGCAACGAUGGCAAGAACAUCGAAGUCCCCCGCGAUGUUGCCGAACGUUCUCUUCUCAUCAAGAACAUGCUCGAGGACCUGGGUGACCCCACAGAGCCCAUUCCCAUUCCCAACGUCUCGGAAAAUGUUUUGAGCAAGGUUCUCGAAUGGUGCGCCCACCACCGGAACGACCCUCCCAGCUCUGCGGAUGAUGACGAUUCGCGCCGCAAGACUACGGAUAUUGAGGAGUGGGACCAGAAGUUCAUGCAGGUUGACCAGGAGAUGCUCUUUGAGAUAAUCUUGGCCGCCAACUACCUUGACAUCAAGCCUCUCCUUGACAUCGGAUGCAAGACUGUCGCCAACAUGAUCAAGGGCAAGUCCCCCGAGGAAAUCCGCAAGACUUUCAACAUCCAGAACGACUUCACCCCCGAGGAAGAGGACCAGAUCCGCCGCGAGAACGAAUGGGCCGAGGACCGCUAAAAAUUCUCAUUUUGGGAUGGUUUCCUCUGCUCUUUUUGUGGACUGCUAACCGGCCCCAAUGACAAAGCAUGAUGAGUUAGUUUCUGAACUUCAAUAUCAAACAAGGGUCCUCUGGCUCCACGGCGUUAUGGGAUACUACAACUCAGCGGUUUCGUCUUGCUUGUUAAUCUUUUGCCCUCCAUGAUCACGUUACCCAAUGUCAUUAGUCUGCUUUU